CGCGGAAUGUUUCGCUUGUUGCAACAGUUGCCGUUGUUGUUGUUGCUGUGCUGGUGGCUAAACUACAGCACAUUAGCCGAUGAGGUCUACGAGACUCUGCAUCAUUACACCAACCCAGAGCCGGACCGCAAGAACUUUAUAUGGAAUCCAUUUCCCGGCUUCUGCGGCCGCAAUGCCACAGCUGUGAAUUGUGGGGGAGUUUGCCCCGAAACCUGCGCUUACAAAUCCCUUAAAUGUUUACCUCACUGUGGUGUACCUUGCGUAUGUCGUUCCGGCUAUGUCUUCAGUGAGAGUCUACUAAAAUGCAUUCUACGUAGUGAUUGCCCCACCAAUGUCCAACAACAGGAGGUGCAAACACAUCGUGUGUUCCAGUAAGAACACUUGGAAAAAUUUCAACUAUGGUACUUAUAUUGAUGUAUAUGUAUUCAAUAGUUUGCCCAGUAACCAACUAUAAACUGCAAAGAGAGCUCUGCUAGGACAGAAUUUCUUAUUUUGCAGUCACAUUAUUCGCAGAAAUAAAUAAAUGUGUCAACGAAA
This is a messenger RNA of Drosophila albomicans, 537 nucleotides long. Its product is annotated as accessory gland protein Acp62F-like. The coding region runs from base 7 to 375 and encodes 122 amino acids. The transcript has a single exon. NCBI's taxonomy places the organism in Eukaryota, Metazoa, Arthropoda, Insecta, Diptera, Drosophilidae. The record is from RefSeq and is a predicted model, not a curated record.